Oncorhynchus nerka (sockeye salmon) is the source of this 7716-nucleotide messenger RNA. Its product is annotated as phosphatidylinositol 3-kinase regulatory subunit gamma-like. The transcript is spliced from 16 exons. The record is from RefSeq and is a predicted model, not a curated record. Gene Ontology annotation, biological process: phosphatidylinositol phosphate biosynthetic process; insulin receptor signaling pathway. The coding region runs from base 722 to 2902 and encodes 726 amino acids. Lineage: Eukaryota; Metazoa; Chordata; Actinopteri; Salmoniformes; Salmonidae. Gene Ontology annotation, molecular function: protein binding; 1-phosphatidylinositol-3-kinase regulator activity. Gene Ontology annotation, cellular component: phosphatidylinositol 3-kinase complex.
UUGGUCCCCUCUUUGGAUGGUAUACUGUAUGCCACAUCUUACAGCCUGUAUCCCAUACUUUACAUACAACAAGUCGUGUAAUUACGGCUACGUUCGUUUGUUUCCGUACAGCUGGUGCACGUACAGCAAGCUGCACAGUGGACACAAGUUUCGCUGGUCUGACUAUCGAUGUAGUUCGAUAUCUUCUCUACGAACAUGGCAGGGAACCUUGGUUUGUGAUAACUUAAGAAGCAAACGAAAAAAGUAGAAUAGCUUUUAUGAGGACUAAAUUAGCCUUUGAACAAGUUUAAACAGUUACCCAAUCAAGGAUAUUUAACGAGCUUUCCACCAGGAACACUUGGAAGAUUCUCAAUACGACGUGCUCAGAGUCACUGAAGUGCCUGCCCUGCACCUGUCAUUCCUAGACCGUACCAGUGUAAAUCAGAACCCUACUUUGGUUCAGCUCUUACCUGCAAGUCUCGGGUCUUUCCAAAGAGCAUGUUGCCAAUGCCGUCUCUCUGCUCCAUUGUCUGGUUACACCGAGGGAUCAAGCUAAAGAAAGUGCUUUAUUUCUCAAACACAGGCCAGGUCUGAGUUUCAACCAUUCACACCAACAGUUCAGUCACGCUUCUUAGUUUUAGUUGAAAAUUCCUGAAUAGUGUUGCCAUCACAAUUAACAUCCUCAACACUCUGGCACUUCACUGCCCUGGUCAGUGUGUAUCAUAGUUGGAAAUCUUUGCACAUGGCUGUAGAGGGCUUCCAAUUCAUAGCAAUUUAUGUCUAUAACAAAGACUGGGACGAGGACCUUGACCUCCAGCCAGGGGACAUACUGACCGUCAGCAAGACGUCACUGACAUCUCUUGGGCUCAAGGAUGGGGACGAGGAGCACCCGGAUUGCCUGGGAUGGAUGGUGGGAGUCAACAAGCGCACUAAGCAGAGGGGAGACUUCCCUGGGACGUAUGUCCAGUAUGUGGGGCCUGUGAAGAUGUAUGUGGUGCCCAACCAGCCUCUGCAGCAGAGACCCCUCCCAGCAGCCCCCAGGCCUCAGCCUCCCCCAGCACAUCAAGGGACUUCAGCUCAAGAGUUUGUCCAGCCUUUUCCACCCCCAGAAAAUGCCCUCCCCACUUUGGUGAAGUUGAUAGAGGCCAUUGAGAAAAAAGGUUUGGAGUGCGAGACGCUGUACAGGAAGUCUGGCUCCUUGGCUGCUGGCGGUCAUAGACAGAGCCUGAUUUUUGAGCUCUCGGAGCCUGAGAUGGGCCAGUACGACGUCCAGGCGCUCUCAGAGGCCCUGAUGGGAUUCCUGCAGGACUUGCCCUCCCCCAUCAUCCCAGAGUGUGUCUAUCCCAGCCUGAAGAUUGCCCUGCAAGAGGAAGCAGAGCUGUCUGUCGAGGAGACAGGCAAGCGUUUACUGAAGGCACUGGAGCCCCCGGCCGUGCCCCUGCCAGGCCUGCUCACCCUGCAGUACCUACUCAGACACUUGGACCGAGUGGGCCAGAGCUCGCCCCACAAUGGCCUGGACCCUCACACCCUCGCACUCCUCUUCAGCCCUCUGCUGCUCCCCGCUGGGUCAGAAGAAGAUUGUCAGGUUUCUGCCCAGGUGCUGGAGAGACUGCUGGUGGUGAGGGCCUGGGAGCUGGAAGAAAUGCCACCAGCCCUACCUCCCAAACCUUCCAAAACCAAAGCCAUGACAUCCUCUGUGAUCAAUGGAGACGGCAGCAAGAUGGCCGAUGCAGAGUGGUACUGGGGAGACAUUUCCAGAGAGGAGGUGAAUGAGAAGAUGAGAGACAUGCCGGAUGGGACUUUCUUGGUCCGAGACGCCUCAAGCAAGGUGCAAGGAGAAUACACAUUGACUCUCAGAAAAGGAGGAAACAACAAGCUGAUCAAGAUCUUCCACCGAGGCGGCAGGUACGGAUUCUCUGAGCCGCUGACGUUUUCCUCUGUGGUGGAGCUCAUCCUGCAUUAUCACCAGGAGUCACUGGCCCAGUACAACCCCAAGCUGGACUCGCGGCUACUGUACCCCAUCUCCAAAUAUCAGCAGGACCAGGUGGUGAAAGAGGACAACGUGGAAGCAGUAGGAGAGCAACUGAAGCUGUACCAUGAACAGUACCAGGAGAAGAGCCGGGAAUAUGACGUCUUGUAUGAAGAGUACACUCGCACCUCUCAGGAGUUACAGAUGAAGCACACGGCCAUCGAGGCCUUCACCGAGACCAUCAAUAUCUUUGAGGAGCAGUGCGAGACCCAAGAGCGCUACAGCAAAGAGUACAUUGACAAGUUCCACAGGGAGGGCAACAGCCAAGAGAUUGAGAGAAUCCAAAGUAAUUCAGAUAAGCUGAAGUCUCGUGUGACUGAGAUCCAUGACAGCAAGCGGAAGCUGGAGCAGGACCUGAAGGAGCAGGCGACGGACAACCGAGAGAUCGACAAGAAGAUGAACAGUCUGAAACCAGACCUCAUGCAGCUGAGGAAGAUCAGAGACCAGUACCUGGUGUGGCUCAAUCAGAAGGGCACCAGACAGAAGAAGAUUAACGAGUGGCUUGGGAUCAAGAACGAUGUGGAAGACCUAUAUUCUCUGGUGGAUGAGAUGGAUGACCUGCCACACCAUGACGAGCGCACCUGGUACGUGGGCGACAUCAAGCGAGGCCAGGCCGAAGAGCUGCUAAGGGGCAGGGGUGACGGCACCUUCCUGAUCCGAGACAGCCAGUCCCAGAAGGGCUCAUAUGCCUGCUCUGUAGCCGUGGACGGGGACGUCAAGCACUGUGUGAUAUUCAAGACCUCCACGGGCUACGGUUUCGCCGAGCCUUACAACCUGUACAGCUCCCUGAGAGAGCUGAUUCUCCACUACAGACACACUUCCCUGGUCCAGCACAACGACUCGCUGAAUGUAACUCUGGCAAUUCCUGUCCUAACCCAGCAGCAACCUAGAUGAGACGCACCGUCUCCCGGACAAGGCCCGGCACAGAGCAAAAACACACACAGAACUGAGACCACACACCCUCACUUUUCCCAACAAAAAAGCAAACAACUUUCUGAGUGUUGGGUUUGAUAGGAGUGGAAGUGGCAGAUAUAAUGACUGACUGGGUUUUGACUUUGAAGAGACCCUGUAAAUGUUAUAUUUUUGUUAAAUCUUUACAACACUACACAGUUUUAGGAUAAAAAUAUGUUGACUAUUUUAAAGUAACUGCUGUAGAUUCCAUUUUCCCUUUCAAUGGAGGGAAUUACUUUUUAAAUCGACUUGUUAAGGGUGCCAUUUUGGGGGGGUAGUAACUUUUUUCAACAGUUAAAGAGGCGUAAGGGUUGGACAUGGAGAACAAAAAUACCUAACAGACUUUCUGUUUUCAUCAAGCGUUGCUGACAUGGCUGGAUGAUUGGGAGAUGUGGUAAAAGGCUUAACUUGUAGUGUUUUGUUGCAAGUUCAUAUUAAUACACAUUUUCUCCCACAGCGCUAUGGGAUGCAUACAAAGAAAGCAUUCUCUAUUCUGUGGACUCAUUGCUAUGUGCCCUGUCACAUAAAGCAGAACAUGUCUAGAAGACUAAAUUCAGUACCAAUGUGUUAAUCAAAAAGAUUAAUUAGUCUUUUUCUGAAAGCUUUUUUUUUGUUGCAAUCUAUGUAAGACUGUUUAAAAUAGUUUUGAGGUUGAUGAUAUUAGAUGCUGGCAUGGCCCCUGGUGUAACUUGAGGACACUGAUUGCUGUGACAGACAGUGACAUGUAAUGUGAACUGGAGUUGCAGUCCUUGAUGGUGGAACACUUGGUGGUGAAAGUGCCUUCUCUUCUAAUCCUCGGUCUUCCAUUCUCGCUCUGUUGAUCAGAGUCAGUGUGGAUGCCUUGCCCCAAUCAGAUGCCAAGUGUUUUGUACAGCACUGUGUAUGAAACUAGAAAUCUGAAAUAGACCUGGCUAUUGAUUGCCUUGGAGCAGGGAUGGGUAACUCCCUCAGACUUUUACCUGGGACUACUGCCACUGACUGCUCAGAGUGCACACAUCUGGUUUCCCAGGUUAGGGUCAGGGCUCAGUGCACACAUCUGGUUUCCCAGGUUAGGGUCAGGGCUCAGUGCACACAUCUGGUUUCCCAGGUUAGGGUCAGGGCUCAGUGCACACAUCUGGUUUCCCAGGUUAGGGUCAGGGCUCAGUGCACACAUCUGGUUUCCCAGGUUAGGGUCAGGGCUCAGUGUACACAUUUGGUUUCCCAGGUCUCAAUCAGUUUCUGACUUAAAGGAAUGAUUGAAAGCCAGCAGACACUCUUGAGGACUGAAGUUGCCCACCCCUGCAUUACUGUGUGUAUGAUGGCGGUGUUGGAUUUGUGCAUGGUGUAAAUGGAUUUCCAUUCAUAUUUUAUAGUUGUGGAUAGAUAGUAGAUCUUAUGGGGGUUGUGUACCAGAUAUAAGAAGCAUGGUCUUUUCACUACAUUUUGACAUUGGGUAUGCGUAUGCAUCACAUUGGGUAUGCAUCACAUUGGAUAUGCAGUAUGCAUCACAUUGGAUAUGCAGUAUUUGAUCUUUAUUUAACUAGGCAAGUCAGUUAAGAACAAAUUCUUAUUUUCAAUGACGGCCUAGGAACAGUGGGUUAACUGCCUGUUCAGGGGCAGAACGACAGAUUUGUACCUUGUCAGCUCUGGGGUUUGAACUUGCGACCUUCCGAUUACUAGUCCAACGCUCUAACCACUAGGCUACCCUGCCGCAUCAAUGCAUCACAUUGGGUAUGCAGUAUGCAUCACAUUGGGUAUGCAGUAUGCAUCACAUUGGGUAUGCAGUAUGCAUCACAUUGGAUAUGCAGUAUGCAUUACAUUGGAUAUGCAGUAUGCAUCACAUUGGGUAUGCAGUAUGCAUCACAUUGGAUAUGCAGUAUGCAUCACAUUGGAUAUGCAGUAUGCAUUACAUUGGGUAUGCAGUAUGCAUCACAUUGGGUAUGCAGUAUGCAUCACAUUGGGUAUGCAGUAUGCAUCACAUUGGGUAUGCAGUAUGCAUCACAUUGGAUAUGCAGUAUGCAUCACAUUGGAUAUGCAGUAUGCAUCACAUUGGGUAUGCAGUAUGCAUCACAUUGGAUAUGCAGUAUGCAUCACAUUGGAUAUGCAGUAUGCAUUACAUUGGGUAUGCAGUAUGCAUCACAUUGGGUAUGCAGUAUGCAUCACAUUGGGUAUGCAGUAUGCAGUCUCUCAUUAAGGUAAUGGUAGCGUAAUUCCACAAUUUACUUAAUCGGACUAUACCUGCCACACUUUGUGAAUGAGCUUCUUUCCCAGGAAACAAGUUGUACUGUAAUGCUAACAUAUACACCAGAUAUUCUAGGUAGACUUGAAACACUACUUUGACAAACUGAUUAGUACUAUGCAGCGAGUUAGACAUACAACUUCACGAUGCCUCAUCAACAUUGAUUUUGAUUCAAGUAAAAUCACUGAAUGAGUGAUAACCUUUACACUUGUCAUGUAUUAAUCAGACGUUGGUGCAUUUUAUUGCUCACUUUUAGGAGUGGUUAGAUUGCCGUUCAUGUUGGGAUUGGUGUAAAUCAACCUUUUAUAGCUGACAACAAUGUUGAUGUUAAUCUGGUUAACCUGUUCUUAUGUUUGUCUGGUAGUUAGGUGAAAAGUGUCUCCUUGGAGAGCGAUGACAAUAAUAGUCUGGACUAUUUACUAGAGUCCUGCUCAGUUCGACUGUCCUUCAGGUCAACGGAUCUUUGAAAACUGGGACUAUCUAGUUGAUUUGUUUUGGCAAGAGAGAGUGCUGUAUAAAAAAGAGAGUAAAAAAUAUGUUUCUGGUUUGUUUUCAAAUUGCACACGGUGGCUCUGCAUGCAGUAUAAGACUACGUAUGCCCUCCACUGACAUGACCACAGCCAGGUUAAGACUAGCUAAAGAUUGUACACCAGAUAAUGUGAUAUAACCAAAGAGUGUUGGUGUCCAUUACUGAGUGUUACUCAAAAGAACCACACAAACCGCCGCCAUAGAUUUUUCAACUAACCUGUUCUUGGGGAUUACUUUCUUCAUUCUCGAUUCGUUUAAAAAAGUAUCUUAGUCUGUUUCCAGUUGCAGUUGGUUCUACAAAAACAAUAAAUUGAGAAAGAUAUCAAUGUUUAAGUGAGAUAUGCCUUGUGGUGUGCUUAGACCUUUGUUUGUCACCUACUUAUACGUGUGGCCGUGUGGCUGCAAUAAUGCUGGGAAUGCUAGAUCUGUGGCAGCUAAGAUGUCGAGAUACCUCCUCAUGCUGUACAAUACUUGGAUGUAAUAUUUUUUAGUUUUUGCUGUUUUUUGUAGAACCACCUGUAACUGGAACCUGACAUUUUUCAGAUACUUUCGUUAUUCUCGAUUCUCUGAAAAAAGUAUUGCCAAUAACAGGUUAGUUGAAAAAUCUAUGGCGGCGGUUUGUAUGGGGCCUUCCUCUAACGCCCAGUAACGCCCAGACACCAACAUUCUUUGGUUAUAUCACAUUCUCUGGCAUACAAUCUGUAGCUAGGUCUAGACAGUCUGUUCUCAGUGACAUUGUUUCCCCUGGCCUUUUCUGUGGACUUGGGCUCCCGAGUGGCUCAGCGGUCUAAGGCACUGCAUCUCCGUGCCAGAGGCGUCACUACAGACCCUGGUUCGAUUCCAGGCUGUAUCACAACCGGCCGUGAUUGGGAGUCCCAUAGGGCGGCCGACAAUUGGCCCAGCGUCGUCCGGGGUAGGGUUUGGCCGGGGUAGGCAGUCACUGUAAAUAAGAAUUUGUUCUUAACUGACUUGCCUAGUUAAAUAAAAUAAAAUAAAUUAUAUUGGAGGUCGACAAAAGCUGUGCUUGAUUUCUGUCUCAGACCGCUAUGACGGUGCAACGUAAAACGACACAUUUCCUCAGCUUGUGAGAAAGCCUGUGAGUGGGUACAAAUUUGAGGCUUGAGUAGGGAUGUCGCUGUGCCAAUGUUAAAAUCUGCUACUGUAAAUGCACUACAAAGACAUGAAUAGGGAACUCAUGUUUCAGGAGUUUUAUUAUAAUUUGACUUGAACAGGUUCAUUAAUUUACAAUAACUGGUCAGAAACACUCAUAGUGGACAUCUCAUUUUAAGACAAGGACGGCAUCAUUGGUGGCUCUUAAUGGGCUGUUUGAAAGUGGCUUUUAUGAAACCUGUUUGUGUUUUGUUAUUUGAGCAGAUUUAAUUGAAUAAGCUAGUGUGAAUACUUUUGGUGAUAUUCUUUACAUUUAUAUUUCAUGCUUAUUUAGAGAUUUAAUUUCUCUAAAUAACCAAAUAGAUUGAAAAGACUGAAAAGGCUGUUUACACAGGCAGCCCAAUUAUUUAUUUCACUAAUUGGUCUUUUGACCAAUCAGAUCAGCUCUGUGAAAAUAUCUGAUGUGAUUGGUCAAAAAAAACUAAUGGCAAAAAUAUCAACAAUUGGCUGCCUGUGUGGAAGCAGUGAACUUUUUUAGAUUUUGUUAUCGAGAAUGAAACUGUCGUAGUAUUUGUUGUAUGUUGACUUUCAAUAGUUGAAGACUGCUUGGUUUUUAGCUUUUGUAUUUGUGAAACUGUGCUGAAAAGUCUGUUAGAUACUGCUAUUUGAUACACAUAGUAUGUGUAUAAUACUUGGCUGGAGUUCAGUAAUUUGAAAUGUAGAAACCCCCCCCCAAAACAUUGCUAAUGAACAGCAAAAUGCACUUUUAAAUUGACAAAAUUCUGUACAAUUAUUGCAUUACCUAAUGAAAAUAUUGGCUGCACUCCAUAUUAUGUAUUUGUCAGACUGGUAGUUUUGUAUGGUACUAAUGAUAAACUUUAAUAAAAUUGUUAAUUUUUAA